This is a messenger RNA of Mercurialis annua (annual mercury), 1806 nucleotides long. Its product is annotated as tubulin beta chain-like. The transcript has 3 exons. The record is from RefSeq and is a predicted model, not a curated record. NCBI's taxonomy places the organism in Eukaryota, Viridiplantae, Streptophyta, Magnoliopsida, Malpighiales, Euphorbiaceae. Gene Ontology annotation, molecular function: structural constituent of cytoskeleton; GTPase activity; GTP binding. The coding region runs from base 193 to 1524 and encodes 443 amino acids. Gene Ontology annotation, biological process: mitotic cell cycle; microtubule cytoskeleton organization. Gene Ontology annotation, cellular component: microtubule; cytoplasm.
UCUCUUACUAACAAUGACACAUUAUGAUAAUAAAAUUAUUCAAUUCUCAAUUAUCAAAUCUCAACACAAAUUUUCAAAAAUAUCAAAGUCUCAAUCUUUACUCCCACCUACAAAAACCCAACUCAACCAUCACUCACUCACCGCCCUUCUCUCUCUAGCUAGCUUCAGACCCACCAUCAACCAUCUCUAAAAAUGAGAGAAAUUCUCCAUAUUCAAGCUGGUCAAUGUGGUAACCAAAUCGGUGGCAAGUUUUGGGAAGUUGUGUGUGAUGAACAUGGCAUUGAUCCGACAGGGAAGUAUGUCGGGGACUCGAGAGUUCAGCUUGAGAGAGUUAAUGUUUACUAUAAUGAAGCUAGUGGUGGCCGGUAUGUGCCCAGAGCUGUGUUGAUGGAUCUUGAACCGGGUACUAUGGAUGCCUUGAGGACUGGGCCUUAUGGUCAGAUCUUUCGGCCUGAUAAUUUUGUGUUUGGCCAGAAUGGAGCUGGUAAUAACUGGGCUAAGGGGCAUUAUACUGAAGGAGCUGAGUUGAUUGAUUCUGUUCUCGAUGUUGUGAGGAAAGAAGCUGAGAAUUGUGAUUGCUUGCAGGGUUUCCAAAUCUGUCAUUCUUUGGGAGGUGGAACCGGUUCAGGAAUGGGAACUCUUCUUAUAUCGAAGAUCAGGGAAGAGUAUCCAGACAGAAUGAUGUUAACUUUCUCAGUGUUUCCUUCUCCUAAGGUAUCUGAUACUGUGGUUGAGCCCUAUAAUGCAACCUUGUCGGUUCACCAACUUGUUGAGAAUGCUGAUGAGUGUAUGGUGCUUGACAAUGAAGCGCUCUAUGAUAUCUGCUUCCGAACUCUCAAGCUCACCAAUCCUAGCUUUGGAGAUCUUAACCAUUUGAUUUCUACAACAAUGAGUGGAGUAACAUGUUGCCUUCGCUUCCCUGGUCAACUCAACUCUGAUCUUCGAAAGCUAGCCGUAAAUCUAAUCCCAUUUCCGCGUCUCCACUUCUUUAUGGUAGGAUUCGCACCCCUCACCUCUCGUGGCUCGCAGCAAUACAGGGCCCUAACAAUCCCUGAGCUCACACAACAAAUGUGGGAUGCCAAAAACAUGAUGUGUGCAGCUGACCCUAGGCACGGUAGGUACUUGACUGCUUCAGCUAUGUUCCGAGGCAAAAUGAGUACUAAAGAAGUGGAUGAGCAAAUGAUCAAUGUGCAAAACAAGAACUCAUCUUAUUUUGUUGAGUGGAUUCCUAAUAAUGUUAAAUCAAGUGUAUGUGACAUACCACCAACAGGACUAGCAAUGUCAUCGACAUUUAUGGGAAAUUCGACGUCUAUUCAAGAAAUGUUUAGGCGUGUAUCCGAACAAUUUACUGUCAUGUUUCGGAGAAAGGCGUUUUUGCAUUGGUACACUGGUGAAGGUAUGGAUGAAAUGGAAUUUACCGAGGCUGAAAGUAAUAUGAAUGAUUUGGUAUCCGAAUACCAACAGUAUCAAGACGCUGCUGCGGAUCAUGACGAGGAGGAGGAUGAAGAGGCUGAGGAGAAUUGAAAUGGAGAUUUUGGUGUAAUGUUGAUCAAAUACUAUAUUAUGGUUCCAAGCAAAAGUGUAACUCUUUAUUUGCUCUGGCUGAGUUCAUAUGGUUUUUUCAUGUUUAUUGUUUGAAAAUGGUCAAUAAGGAGGUCAUGUUUAUAAUGUCUAGCCCUCAAAUGACCUUUAUGUUGAACUUUGUGGAAUUCUGAUUAAUUAUUUGUAAUUUGAUUGAUUUUUUGUGUGCAAGUUUUGUAUUUGUAAUCUUGUUGCCAAAUAAAAUCAUAUUCUUAUCCUGCAAAA